CGCUGGAAAGUAGUCCUGCUUCGUUGUCUGCUUGUGUUGCAUCAGCAUGGAGCGCUAGCGAGAAGGAGCAAAACAGAAUGCAUUCCAGGCGAAGAAGUUGCGCGGAACGGAUGGACAUGCGUUGUUAGACGGUGCAGAGCCAUCGCAGUGUGAUAAUUUCUCGAUGCCGGUACAUGUCAGUGCGUGAAAAUUGGAAUUUGUGAACAUGGUGACGUCUCAAGCUUUCAUCAUCACCGUCCCAGCCCAGGCUGCUGGCGGUGACAGCGGGAUCCAGCAAUCACCAGCAAUGAUUGAACCCACGGUCUCCAACAGGAAGAGGCGGCUGGCGCACCUCACCUUGGAGGAGAAGCAGUACAGGAAGAAAUUAAAAAAUCGUGUUGCUGCACAAACAUCAAGAGAUCGUAAAAAGCAACGGAUGGAUGAAUUGGAAUCAUCCAUUGUACUAAUGUCUCAGGAGCUUGAAGCCAUGACUAAACAGAAUGCAACAUUGGCCACUGAAAACGCCUUACUAAAACAACAACUACACGAUGCCCAGAUGACCACUACAGCACUGCUUGAGACUUUACAAUCAGAGAAGUGCUCAUGUGGCAAGAGUCCUAAAGGCAAUGCCCAGGCAACGCCUGCUGAACUCCCGUCCGUUUCGUCACGACCUGCUGAGUCGACUAGACACCCUCUGCUGAAGGGAUUGGACGGGAAGCAAGUAGACAGCCUGAGCGUCUUGAGGAUCUUGUUGAUGACAUUCCUUCUCUCCCGGAGCUCCUUGCAGACCUGGGAUCUAGUGAAGAUCUCCCAGACCUUGGAGACUUGGAGCGAUUUGCGGAAAGCCUCCUCCAAGAAGCCUUUGCCAGUGAAGAGAAUAUCUCAAGCGUGGAACCAGUGGUGGGGAAGGCAUCAGAAAUCAUGGAACCCUGUCGAAGAAGUGCCAGCGUAACUGAACGCAUGGAAGUUGAGAUGCUUCCUGUAGAGACCCCUUCGCGCAGUGUUCAACGGCCACUUCGGAAAAAGACCCAAAUUCGUCAGUCAAAACAAACCAUGAAGAAAAGCCCUCUUCAAGCACAGCCAACAAUUUUACCAGCC
This is a messenger RNA of Thrips palmi, 1077 nucleotides long. RefSeq names its product X-box-binding protein 1 (gene Xbp1). Lineage: Eukaryota; Metazoa; Arthropoda; Insecta; Thysanoptera; Thripidae. The record is from RefSeq and is a predicted model, not a curated record. Bases 206 to 931 code for a protein of 241 amino acids. Gene Ontology annotation, molecular function: RNA polymerase II transcription regulatory region sequence-specific DNA binding; DNA-binding transcription factor activity, RNA polymerase II-specific. The transcript is spliced from 4 exons. Gene Ontology annotation, cellular component: nucleus.